Molecule: messenger RNA, 249 nt
Organism: Hansenula anomala
Lineage: Eukaryota; Fungi; Ascomycota; Saccharomycetes; Phaffomycetales; Wickerhamomycetaceae
Gene: KTI11
Product: Kti11p
Exons: 1
Coding region: 1-249 (82 amino acids)
Biological process (GO): protein histidyl modification to diphthamide
Molecular function (GO): metal ion binding
Source: RefSeq, a predicted model, not a curated record
AUGUCUUACUACGACCAAAUUGAAAUAGAGGACAUGACAUUUGACCCUGUCACCCAACUAUUCACAUAUCCUUGUCCUUGUGGUGAUAGAUUUCAAAUAUUUAUUGAUGAUUUACAAGAUGGUGAAGAUGUUGCAGUUUGUCCAAGUUGUUCACUAAUGAUCCAAGUUAUAUUUGAACCAGAAGAUCUGGAGGAAUAUUACCAAGAGAUGAAGGAUGAUAGUGUGAUGGCUGAACCUAUUGCUGCUUAA